Molecule: messenger RNA, 500 nt
Organism: Acaulospora morrowiae
Lineage: Eukaryota; Fungi; Glomeromycota; Glomeromycetes; Diversisporales; Acaulosporaceae
Source: the annotation of a GenBank genome assembly
AUGGAUAGGAAAAGAAAAAACAAUGAAUUCGAAAUACACGGCUCACUGAAAGCGCAAAAAACUUCGACAAAUGGCCGUCUCGUCAAGGAGCAUUAUAACAAAAAAGAGGACGUUGGUGUUGAGCGAAGAAAGGAUUCUAAUAUUUUAUUUCUAAAGAACUUUAACAACUGGAUUAAAAGUGUCUUGAUUGGGAAACACCGACUACAAGGAGGAACUGUACUUGAUAUCGGCUGUGGAAAAGGUGGAGACCUUUUGAAAUGGAGUAAAGCAAAAAUAUCUAGACUUGUAGGUGCGGAUAUUGCAGAUGUAUCUAUUAAAGAUGCCCAAACCCGGUGGGAAUCAAUGAAAGGGCACAGAUUUGACGCGGAAUUCCAUGUUUUAGAUUGUUUUUCGAAUAGACUAUCCACAAUCAAUUCUAUAAAGGACAUAGAAUUUGAUGCCGUGAGCAUGCAAUUUUGUCUUCAUUAUUCUUUCGAAACGGAAGAGAAGGCGCGUAUGGG